This is a messenger RNA of Anopheles stephensi (Asian malaria mosquito), 2097 nucleotides long. RefSeq names its product hormone receptor 4-like. The coding region runs from base 1 to 2097 and encodes 698 amino acids. The transcript is spliced from 2 exons. NCBI's taxonomy places the organism in Eukaryota, Metazoa, Arthropoda, Insecta, Diptera, Culicidae. The record is from RefSeq and is a predicted model, not a curated record.
AUGAUGCUAGCAGCGGCAGCAGCAGCAGCUGCAUCAGCAGUCACAUCCAACAGUUGCAACAGCAUAAGCAAUGAUCCCAGUUAUAGUAUUAGCAAAAUCGGAACCACAUCGAUCAACAGCAGCAGCAGCACCAGCAACAACAGCAACGGGCACAUGGUUGACAUAGCGACCGCAUCGCCACCGGCAUCCUCUUCGUCGUCCUGCUCGCUGCUCGGCAACGCUCCCAAUCCGCCAACUGUAUCACCAUCGGCCGGCGUGAGCUUUGACGAGAAGCAGCUGGCCGUGGAGCCUACCAGCGCUGCGCCACAGCCGGCCGCAUCCAGCACAAACCUAACUGUGAGUAACGGGGUGGUACCGAGCGUACCAUCAUCAUCACUGCGAUCGGUCAGCACCACGGAACAAAGCGUGAUGGUGGUGGCCGCCGCGUCGAUGGGUUCGAAAAUCACCACCACAGCAGGUGCACCUUCUGCUGGUGCUGUCAUAGGGGGUAUGAUUGGAGGAAAGCAGCAUCAACAACAAUCGCAGCAGACUCGCCACGUGAAGCUGAACGUUGCACAGCAAUCCCUACCGGGUGGAGGAAAGUCAGCUGCUGGGACGGAUUCUGGGGCGUGCUCGCGUAAAGCGAGUGGUGGGUCUGCUGGUACGAGUCGCACGCCGCUCGGUGGUGGUGGUGGUAGUCAGAGCGAUCCAGCACAGCAACGCGUUACACCAGCAGCGCAUAAUGUAACGCCAAUGCCCACCAGUAACAUGGCCGUAACGCCUGGAAUCACAAACGGAACAAACAGUACGACGGCAGGCAAUACUGCUACCACUACAACCACCACUACUACUGCUACUACUACCACUACCGGUGUGUAUUACUUAUCAGCACAGCAGCAACGUCCAGCGAAACCUCCUGCAUCCUCUUCAUCAGAACACCGUCAGCCGCAAUCGCAAGAGCCGCAACCGCCCCAGCGAUCUGCGAAGCAGCCGGUGGCAGAACAAUCGUCCGAAAAGCCUGCCACGGACCGGAUCAAACCACAACAGCCGGCACCGGUAAAGCCACAGCAGCAGCAAACGAAGCAACCGAAGCAGCAUCAGCCCAACAAACAGCAGCAAAAGCAACCACAGAAACAGAUACCAGCAAAGCCGCAUCUGUAUCACCACAACGCUGCCGUUGCAGCGCACAGCCAGCAACAGACGGCAGCAGCAGCAGCCGCAGCAGCCGCCACCGUGGCCACACUGUUGGCGCAACAGCAGCAGCAGCAGCAGCAGCAGCAACACUAUCAACAAACGCCCACCGUUGCUGUCGCUUCCCAGCAGGCGCUCGGUCAGCUGUCUACCGCACCGGCGACGAUGCCUGCUGCCGCCGGUCUCGCUCACCACCACUCGCAUGCGCACCUCUACACGCACGCCCAGCAACAGCAGCAGCAACAACAACAUUCCGUGGUUCCGUUAGCACCCAGCACCGGUUACGGGCUAACCGCUGGCCAGCUACAACACACGCGACAGCAGCAGCAGCAGCAGCAGCAGCAGUAUUUGCAACAACGUCAGCAACAGCCCCACACGGCCGGUGCAGCACAGCUCACACUGCCGCUGCCAACACCGACCGGCGCGGGUGCGUUGCAGGGCUCGAUCCUGCCCACCCUGCACCAUCCGGCCCAGCAGCAACCACCACCACCAUCGCAACACCAUCUGCCCCAUCUGCACCAUUUGCACAAGCAGCUCCCAUCCUCGGCACAGCCACCACACGCCCCGGCACCGACGGCACCGCAACCGGGCCCGCCGCCGCCCCAAUCACAGCAGCUACCCGCCGCCCCUACCACGGUCGCGACGGUGGCUGUGAAUGCGCCUAACGCCGCCACCCAUCAGCCGCAGCAAAGCAUCAACCUGAACGUGAACCAUCACGUCAUCUCGACGCCGAUCGUGGUCGACUUCUCGAACAUGACCGUCAACUGUGUGCAGCUGCAGGAAGCGGCACAGCAUCCGAAUCCGAUCGCUGCGGCAGCCGCCGCAAUGGCGGCCGGGUACGGUGCGGCGGCUGCUGCCGCUGCUUCCGUGCCGGCCGCAAUCGGGGCCGCCCGGGGCCCGGGUGGUGGUGGUGGUGGUGCCAAGUGA